Haliotis rufescens (red abalone) is the source of this 4392-nucleotide messenger RNA. RefSeq lists its product as uncharacterized. Bases 1 to 4392 code for a protein of 1463 amino acids. The transcript has 2 exons. The record is from RefSeq and is a predicted model, not a curated record. Lineage: Eukaryota; Metazoa; Mollusca; Gastropoda; Lepetellida; Haliotidae. Gene Ontology annotation, molecular function: nucleic acid binding. Gene Ontology annotation, biological process: DNA integration.
AUGUCGGACUUUGGUAAAAGUAAUGAGUCAAAGCCAGCUGUGGAAGAGGUUUUGUUAAAACUCAAAAAACAAAAAGCCAGUGCAAAGACUGCAUUUACGAAGGCGAAAAAUAAACUCUACAAUAUGACAGAAGGUAAGGAUGUCCCAACUCGAAGGUCUGUUCGAGAUCAGAUGGAUCAGUUGUGCAUUGUCCAAGAACAAGCAAUGGAAGUAAUGCUGAUGUUGUCUGAAGAAUACUCCAAAAACAAUGAUGUAGCAAAUUCUAAAAAACUUAGCAUUGAAAUAACUAGACUUGAAGAUGAGACUGAAAGUGCACAGCAACAUGCUCAACAGUACUUAGACUGUAGAUCAGAUGCUAGCUCUGUACUAAGUUUACGAACAGGGAUGUCAAUGUUGUUCAACCAGAAACAAGAACACGGUAAAAGUCAGAAACAAGAAUGUCCCGGAGAAAAAGGGAAGGACGUUGAACAGGCUCAGAAUGAGUCCAUAAAGACUUUUGUAAGAAGUGAACAUGAAUUAGGUCAACCAAAGGACAUGUUCACGGUUGAUGACGCCAGCACAAGGUCCUAUAUUAAUGCAGACGUUGCUGCAGAGCUAGGACUGCAAGGUAAAACUAAACAAGUCACUGUGAAUGUGUUGAAUGAUGAGAAAGCCACAUUUGAAACAAUGCCAGUAGAAUUUGGACUGGAAAGUAAAGGUGGUGAGGUUGAUGUUAAUAUUUCUGCUUUCACAACAACUAAGGUUACAGGUGAUUUGCAGGUUGUUGACUGGCAGAAAUAUGGCAAACUAUGGACACAUCUGCAAGAUAUAGACUUUCCUAAAAUUGCAUCCCCUCCUAUUGUCGAUGUCCUGAUAGGCAUGGAUAAUUCAGAACUUCACUAUUCCUACUCAGAGGUACGUGGGAAUCCAGGUGAACCUCUUGCACGGUUAACGCCCCUUGGCUGGACUUGUAUAGGGAACAUUGCAGGGACAGGCUCUUAUAAUCAGACUCACUUUUCUAGUACAUUCUUCUCUCAUUCAAAUGCUGAUGAUCAAGAUUUGAAUAUGUUGUUGCAUAGGUUUUGGGAAGUUGAGAAAUUCCAGUCUAAAGAGACUGAAAACAUAAGCCCUGAAGACAAGAAUGUAUACAACAGGGUGAAAGAUGCCUUGACGUAUGAGGAUGGUCACUAUCAAAUAGGCAUACCAUGGAAGAAAGAGGUACAUGCCUUACCAUCAGAUAACUAUCAGAUGGCUCUAAGUCGUCUUGAGAGUACAGAGAAGAAAUUAGAAAAGGAUGAGACUAUAGCUGCUGCAUAUGAUACUGUCAUUUCACAGUAUCACACAAACGGAUAUAUCAGGAAAGUACCUACUGAAGAAAUGACAAAUACAGGAAAGUGGUAUUUGCCUCAUUUCCCGGUUGUACGUUUGGAUCGUCUCACAACAAAAGUGAGAAUUGUAUUUGAUGCCUCAGCCAAAUACAAGGGUAUUUCUUUGAAUGAAGUUAUCCACCAAGGUCCCAAACUGCAGAGGGAACUUUUUGAUGUAUUGUUACGAUUUAGACGCAACCCAGUAGCACUGAUGAGUGAUAUUGCCGAGAUGUACCUACAGGUCAAAAUCUCUCCCGAUGAUCGGCCAUAUCACAGAUUCUUAUGGAGGUCCAUGAAACGAGAUGAGCAACCCACAGAGUAUGAGUUUAGUCGAGUGGUAUUUGGGGUGAAUGCAUCUCCUUUCUUAGCACAGUUUGUAAGUCAGGAAAAUGCCAAGAAGCAUCAGGGUGAUCUCCCAUUAGCAGCAGAAACUGUGCAAAAAGCAACAUAUAUGGACGAUAGCAUGGACUCUGUGGAGGAUGACAAUACAGCUAUUGAGUUGUAUAGACAGUUGGUAGAUCUUUGGAGUAGAGCUGGGAUGCGCCCUAGAAAGUGGCUUUCAAAUUCCCACCAAGUACUCAAUCAGAUACCUGUUGAAGACAGAUUGUCAGAAGUUCAGUUGAACAGUAGCUACUUACCUUCAGCAAAGACGCUCGGUCUCAUGUGGAUAGCUGAAAGAGAUGUCUUUACUUUCACUUCCCACAUACCUGAAAUGAACUCCACGAUAUCUAAAAGAAUCUUUCUUCGUCAAAUAGCAAAGCUAUUUGAUCCUUUAGGAUUUCUUGCACCCUUUACUGUGAGGGCAAAGAUCAUUUUGCAAGAAAUGUGGACAGCAGGGUUAGAUUGGGAUGAAGAACUAGACAAUAAUCUGAAAAGGAAAGCAUGUCAGUGGUUCAUGGAACUGGAAGAUCUUGCACUUAUCCAGGUACCAAGAUGUUUGCGCUGUGGUCUCGAGGUCAAAGAAACUACACUCCACAGCUUUGUAGAUGCAUCUGAGGAUGCAUAUGGUGCUGUAGUGUAUGCUGUGAAUACUUACCAGAAUGAUGAAAUCUCCAGUGUCAUAAUUGCUGCAAAAGGACGAGUAGCACCACUGAAAGCCAUUAGCAUUCCACGCAUGGAAUUAAUGGCAGCUGUUACUGGACUCAGAUUAUCUGUUGCAAUAACAAAGGCAUUGGAAGUGUCAAUAGAUAUCGUAACAUUUUGGACAGACAGUUCAAAUGUGUUGUCAUGGAUAAAGAACCAUAGCCGAACAUUCAAACCCUUUGUUGCAAACAGAGUCAGUGAAAUUCAAGAGAUUACGAAUCCAUAUCAAUGGCGGUAUGUACCAACUGCUAAAAAUCCAGCAGAUAUGUUGACCAGAGGAAUAGCUGCAUCAAAGUUGAUUGAUAAUCAAAGUUGGUGGUCAGGACCCCCUUUCUUGACUAGAGAUGAAGGUGAAUGGCCCCAAAGACUAUCUGAAAUAGAAAGUAAAAAGACAUGUAAGCUAGAAAAUGAAACUCUGAAAGAAAACAAGAUCAUUACAAUGGUAGUGAACAAAUCAUCGUGUGAUGAAUGGAGACUAAAAGCUACAAGAUACUCAGAUUGGAAAAGACUGGCAAGAAUCCAAGCUUGGGUAUACAGAUUCUUGAACAACUGUGUUGCACAAAAUCAUCAAAGGAUCUCCGGGGAACUAACAGCAGAAGAAAUUGAAACUGCACAGUUCAAAAUCAUAGCACAAGUGCAGAGAGAAGAAUUUCCAGCUGAAUACUCCUGCCUUGAGAAGAGAAAACCAUUGCCAACCAACAGUAAACUCUUGGGAUUACAACCGAAGUUGGAUGAAUGUGGAGUGAUGAGAUCUGAUGGACGAUUGGCUUAUGCUGAGCAUCUAUCUCCAGAGUCAAGGUUUCCAAUCAUCUUGCCACGCAGAAACUGGAUCACAAGAUUGAUUGUGAAAUCUUAUCAUGAGGAAGGACAGCAUGUUACCGGAACUAAUCAGACAUUAGCGGCACUCUCAGCGAAGUUUUGGAUCCUCUCUGGUAGAGAGGAAAUUCGAGAAUGGGAGCGGGUAUGUUCACAAUGUCGAAAACAGAAAGCAAAAGUGGCGCACCAGAUCAUGGCUCCUCUCCCAGAAAUGAGACUAACACCUUCUCUACGUGCUUUCACACAGGCUGGACUUGACUUUGCUGGACCCUUCUUUACAGUACAGGGGAGAGGAAAAGCAAGGCAGAAGCGCUAUCUUUGCCUCUUCACGUGUCUAGCUUCAAGAGCUGUGCAUCUUGAAAUCGCACAUGGAAUGGACACAAAUUCAUUUCUUAAUGCCUUUUAUCGCAUGGCCAGUCGCAGAGGACUUCCAGAGGACAUUGUGUGUGAUAAUGGGACAAACUUUGUUGGAGCAAAAAAGGAGCUCAAAGAACUGGUCUCAUGUCUGAACAAUGAUGCUGUUAAACGAACAUUAGCGAAUCGUGGUACCAAGUGGAAGUUUAAUCCUCCCUGUGCGCCCCAUUUCGGAGGUGUGUUCGAGACCAUGAUCAAGGCAGCCAAGAAAGCUAUCUCUGCUAUAUUAGGUCAAAGUGACGUAAAUGAUGAAGAGCUCAUGACAGCGUUUAUUGGAGCAGAAGCCUUGAUCAAUUCACGUCCACUCACCUAUCAGACGUCACAUCCUCAGGAUGAUGUACCCCUGACACCGAACCACUUCCUCCAUGGACAAGUUGGAGGUUCUUUUGCUCCAGAAUCAGUGGAUACAACACCCUUUAACCCAAGGAAACGCUGGAGACGGAUACAGGAUCUAAUACGACACUUCUGGAGCCGAUGGAUGAAGGAGUGGAUACCCAGCCUCAACCGAAGAAGGAAGUGGCUCACUCACCAACCGGACAUCAACGUGAAUGACAUCGUUAUGGUAAUAUCGCCAAACACUCCACGUGGACAUUGGCCCAUGGGAAAAGUUAUCAAGACUCAUCCAGGGAAAGAUGGUUACACCAGAGUGGUUGACAUACAGAUUGGUCAAUCUGUACUUACUAGACCAGUGACGAAAGUGUGCCCUCUUGAAACGGACAGCAUUAGCUGCUAA